Molecule: messenger RNA, 1782 nt
Organism: Penicillium longicatenatum
Lineage: Eukaryota; Fungi; Ascomycota; Eurotiomycetes; Eurotiales; Aspergillaceae
Product: FAD-dependent oxidoreductase
Exons: 3
Coding region: 1-1782 (593 amino acids)
Molecular function (GO): FAD binding; oxidoreductase activity
Source: RefSeq, a predicted model, not a curated record
AUGCGUUCCCAUACUCUCUUGUUUUCCCUUCUUGCCUCUGCGGGUGUGGCGGUGUCUGCAAGGACCUGUCGAUGCCUCCCCUCGGAAUCCUGCUGGCCUUCUCAUGCGGAAUGGCAAAGCUUGAAUCGAACGACCAAUGGCCAUGUGCAUGCACUUAGGCCAGUAGGAGCCGUCUGUCAUGGAUCCGCGUAUAAUUCUGCAGCGUGCGCUGUCGCGCAAGAAAACGAGUAUGACUCCAUCUGGAGGGCAGACCAGCCCGGAGCUGUGGAAUGGCCAAACUGGGAGGCAUGGCCUGAACAAAACCAGUCUUGCUACAUCGACUCAAAGAAGUCGAUUCCAUGUGGCCAGGGACGGAUAUCUCUUUAUACCGUCCAGGCUGAGUCUGUAGAAGACAUCCAAGCCGGUGUGAAAUUUGCCCGGAAGCAUAAUUUGCGGGUGGCUAUUCGGAACAGUGGUCACAAUCAUGCAGGACGAUCUGUUGCUCCGGAGUCGCUGCAGAUUAACACACACCUAAUUGUAAAUAAGACUAAGCACACAAACUUCAAGCCUGUCGGUUGUAAUAGUGCAGAUGGCGGUGUGGGUCUUGCAGUCACCCUCGGCGCUGGUGUUCAGCUGUACGACAUGUACACAUGGCUGGCCGAGAAUGAUAUUAUGGUCGUCGGUGGUUCGGCACAUGGAGUAGGUGUUACUGGGGGAUAUAUCCAGGGAGGAGGUCACUCCCUUCUUGCUGGUAUUCAUGGCAUGGCCUCUGACAAUGCCCUGGAAUUCACUGUGGUUGUUGCGGAUGGGAGACAUUUGACUGCCAACUCUUAUCAAAACUCAGACCUCUUCUGGGCUCUCCGGGGAGGUGGUGGCGGAACCUGGGGUGUCGUCACCUCUGUGACUGUGCGGGCAUUUGAAGACGCUCCGUUCGUGAGUAUCUCCAUCUCCGGCGGUGCUGAGUUUCAAUCAGAUGAGUACUGGAACGCAGUCAAAUAUUUCCACUCGUUUCUACCUCAGUUCAAUGAGGCAGGUGGUAGCUUGUACUAUUGGCUGAUUCCGGAUUACCCCGAUGCCACACUUGGCCAUGUAUCUGCCAUCAGUGCGGAAGGUGGCUUCGGGAACGCAACCAGCAAGGCUGCAGUUGACCAAUUAAUGCUACCACUAGUCUACACGCUUGGUAACCUCACCGGCGCAGCCUUCACAUAUUCGUCAACCUAUAUCCCGAAAUCAUCCUCCUUGUACGCCGCCGAAUUCGAGAGUUCCGACUCAGUCGGCAUAUCCGUUAUCCUUGGCUCGCGUCUCGUGACGCGUGAUUUCAUGAAGUCGGCCGAAGGACCAGGAAAGGUGACAGAUGCUCUGAGAAGCUUGCGUGUAUACCCGGGAAACACGACUCUAGGCCAAUAUGCGAUACAGGGUCUUGUUGUAGCUGGACCAGCCGUUUGGGCCAAUGCCGACGUUGUUGAUAGUGCACUGCAUCCUGUCUGGCGAAGUGCGCUAGUCCAUCUCAUCAUCGCCCGUGGGUGGGACAUUGACACACCGGUUGCGGAGCAGCAGGCAAUUCAGCGGAAUUUGACUGAGGUUGAGGUUCCAAUUCUCAAGAAGCUGGACCCAGCACCGGGAGGUGGUUGCUAUCUCAACGAGGCGGACGGUUAUGAGAAAGAUUUUCAGGACAGCUUCUGGGGCUCCAACUAUGGGCGUCUUUAUAAAAUCAAGCAGAAGUGGGACCCUGAAAACCUGUUCGUUGUAAGAACUGGUGUUGGUAGUGAGGAUUGGGAUGCCGAAGGUUUAUGUCCUAAAUAG